AUGGGCCUCUUCAAGGAGCUGGCGUCGGCCUUGGGCAUGAAGAAGACGGUCGUCCGCAUCUUGGUCGUCGGCCUCGACAACAGCGGCAAGACGACGCUCGUGAACCAUCUCAAGCCGCGCAAGAGCCAAGCGACCGAGGUUGUGCCCACGGUCGGGUUUCAAGUCGAAGAGUUCACCAAGUACAAUCUGAGCUUUACGGUCUUUGACAUGUCGGGCCAGAGCCGAUACCGAUCGCUGUGGGAGAACUACUACCAAGACGUGCAGGCGAUCAUCUUUGUCAUGGACUCGACCGACACGAUCCGCAUGUGCGUCGUCAAGGACGAGCUCGAGCAGAUCCUCGCCCACAAGGACUUAGCGCCCAAGAAAAUCCCGAUUCUGUUUUUUGCCAACAAGAUGGACCUUGCGCAUUCGCUGACGCCGGUCGAGUGCAUGGGGCAGCUCGAGCUCGAGAAACUCUCCAACAAGACGUGGCACAUCACGGCGAGCAACGCCAUCACGGGGCGCGGCGUCGAAGAAGGCAUCCAGUGGCUCGCGGACCAGCUCGGCAGCGCCAAGAGCCGCAAAUAG
This is a messenger RNA of Saprolegnia diclina VS20, 567 nucleotides long. Its product is annotated as ADP-ribosylation factor-like 6. The coding region runs from base 1 to 567 and encodes 188 amino acids. Gene Ontology annotation, molecular function: GTP binding; GTPase activity. Gene Ontology annotation, biological process: protein localization to cilium; cilium assembly; intracellular protein transport. The record is from RefSeq and is a predicted model, not a curated record. NCBI's taxonomy places the organism in Eukaryota, Oomycota, Saprolegniomycetes, Saprolegniales, Saprolegniaceae. Gene Ontology annotation, cellular component: cytoplasm; axoneme. The transcript has 5 exons.